AUGAUUCUCUCUCUCCCCCCCCUCUCUCUCUCUCUUCUUUUUCUUUUCCUACACAAUUUUUUGUAUGUAACCGAUAGACUUUGUUUUUCUUUCUUUUCAUUGCUGCCUCUCUUUCGUUUCGACAUUUUUCAUUUUCAUUCAGCAAUUCUUUCGCCACCGUUAUUUUUCGUUUGUCUUUCUUUCUUUUUUUUCUUUAUUUAUUUACUUAUUUCACGUUACGAUUUCGUUUGCAUUUUUUCUUUCCUUCAUUUGCCCUUUUUUUCUAUUUUUCGUUUUUGCUUCAUUUUUUCUUUCUUUUUUCUUUCUUUCUUUUUUCUUUCUUUCUUUUCAUCUUUAUUUAUUUAUGCGUUUCUUUCUCUUAGUUACUCUCCCCCUCCCCCCCCUCUCUCUCUCUCUCUCUCUCUCUCUCUCUCUCUCUCGUUACGAUUUCUUUUAGUUAUCUAUUUUCCUUCACCAUUUCUUUCUUUGCCAGCAUCUUUAUUUGUCAUCAUUAUUUUCCGUUUUUCUUUCUUUGGUUACGAUUUAUUUUUUUAUUUGUUUUCCUUCAUUAGUUCUUUCAUUGUCACCGAUGAUGAUUUUCUUUUUUCUUUUGUUGUUUCUUUUUUUUCUCCGCUAUCACACAUUUUUCUUUACCUUUUAUUACUUUUCCCGAUAUUUCUCUUUCUUUCAUUCCAUUGCCAUUACUUUCCCCAUUAUUUUUCCAUUUCUUCCAAGCCUUCAUGGCUUUCAAAAAUCUCCCACCUCCCUUGUCUUAUAAGUAUUCACAUCCGACGAUCUAUUUCACGUUAUCCCUGUCUGUCUGUCUGUCUGUCUGUCUGUCUAUCUAUCUAUCUAUCUAUCUAUAUUCAUUCAAUCUAUCUAUCUAUCUAUCUAUCUAUCUAUCUAUCUAUCUAUCUAUCUAUCUAUGUUGUUAUGUUCAGUUCUAUCUGUCUAUCUAUCUAUCUACAAGAAUCUAUGUCUCUUGAGCAAUUCUUAGUGACUCAUUGUUUCAAUCCUGGCCUGUCUGCUUAUUUGAUGCGUCACUUUCUUUACCCCCACCACCACCGCCAACCAUACCUGUAA
Acanthosepion pharaonis is the source of this 1062-nucleotide messenger RNA. The record is from the annotation of a GenBank genome assembly. Lineage: Eukaryota; Metazoa; Mollusca; Cephalopoda; Sepiida; Sepiidae.